CUUCCCUCCCGCGUGACCCUCCCGGACGGCCCCGCCCACCCUCUUCCUCUCGACUCCAUAUUGAGGCUUGAAGGAGGCAAAAAAAAUUCCUGUCACAAAAUGGAGGUUAAGAGGAGCAACUGAGUCAGAACAUCCUCUCAAAAUGGCGUGUAAAGAGGAGAGAGAGGUUGAAGAUUACAAGAGGAGGGGAAGAAGAUCUUCACAGGGUCACGAUCCCAAGGAACCAGAACAAUUAAGAAAGCUGUUUAUUGGUGGCUUGAGUUUUGAAACUACAGAUGAUAGCUUAAGAGAACACUUUGAAAAAUGGGGGACACUCACAGACUGUGUGGUAAUGAGAGACCCACAGACAAAACGUUCCCGUGGCUUUGGCUUUGUGACCUACUCUUGUGUUGAAGAGGUAGAUGCUGCAAUGGCAGCUCGGCCACACAAGGUUGAUGGCCGUGUGGUGGAACCAAAGAGAGCAGUUUCUAGAGAAGAUUCUGUGAAACCUGGUGCCCAUUUAACAGUGAAGAAAAUAUUUGUUGGAGGAAUUAAAGAAGACACCGAAGAAUAUAAUUUAAGAGAUUAUUUUGAAAAAUAUGGCAAAAUUGAAACUAUAGAAGUAAUGGAAGAUAGACAGAGUGGAAAGAAAAGAGGUUUUGCCUUUGUAACAUUUGAUGAUCAUGAUACAGUUGACAAAAUUGUUGUUCAAAAAUACCACACUAUAAAUGGGCACAACUGUGAAGUGAAGAAAGCUCUCUCCAAGCAAGAAAUGCAGACAGCCACUGCUCAGAGAAACCGUGGGAGCAGCUCAAGCAACUUUGUGGGUCGUGGAAAUUUUGGAGGUAGUAGUGGAAGCUAUGGCAGAGGUGGAGGAUUUGGAAGCAGAGGAGGGUAUGGUGGUGGAAGUGGUGGCGGUGGUGGUAGCAGAGGAAGUUUCGGUAGCGGGGAUGGAUACAACGGCUUUGGUGAUGGUGGAAGCUAUGGAGGUAGUCCUGGAUAUGGUGGGAGCAGAGGAGGUUAUGGUGGCAGCCCAACCUAUGGAAACCCAGGUGGUGGAUAUGGUGGAGGAGGUGGAGGCUAUGAUGGUUACAACGAAGGAGGAAACUUUGGUGGCAACUAUGGUGGCAGUGGAAGCUAUAAUGACUUUGGCAAUUACAGUGGACAGCAAACUUCAAGUUAUGGGCCCAUGAAAGGAGGUGGCAGUUUCAGUGGCCGAAGCUCUGGCAGUCCCUAUGGUGGUGGCUAUGGUUCUGGAGGAGGAGGAGGCGGCGGCGGAGGAAGUGGUGGCUAUGGUGGAAGAAGGUUCUAAAAAUCCUACCAGAAUCAGGGCUACAGUUCUUAGCAGGAGAAAGCGAGGAGUUGUCAGGAAAGCUGCAGGUUACUUUGAGACAGUCGUCCCAAAUGAAUUAGAGGAACUGUAAAAUCUGCCACAGAAGGAGCGAUGAACCAUAGUCAGAAAAAAAUACUGCAGCUUAAACAGGAAACCCUUCUUAAGGACUGUCAUAGCCACAGUUUGCAAAGAGUGCAGCUAUUGAUUUAAUGCAAUGUAGUGUUUAGAUGUACAUUCCUGACUCUCUUUUUUUAAUUUGUUGUUGUAGCUUUGUCUUUUCUUCAUAAAUCAGGUAUAUUGCCCUGUAAAUUUGUGGUAGUGGUACCAAGAAUUAAAAAUAAUUGAGGAACUUUUAAUUUUUUCAAUACUUGUGUAGUUCAGUUUUUUCUUACUGAAACUUCUUUAAAUAAAGAAAUGUAGUUUUAGGGUAUAUUCUUGCUAGGAGGAAAAUCAGUGCAUUAUAAUCUGUAUUAAUUUAAACUAUAGAAAUGCUGAAUCGUUUAAGAACCUUAGUUUUUCUGCAUAUGUAGCCAAAUGAAAUGAGUUGCACACGCAAAGGGAGAGAAGAGAUGUUUGCAUUAAAGCUUGCUUAGCUGUAUAAUUAGGACUGAGUCGUUUAAACUAGUGCUUGUGAAUGGUAAACUUUACUUUAAAAUGAAAAUUCCAGAUACUUCUGGUUUGUGGAUAUCUUAAUUUGUAGCCUUUUGUUUCUUAGUUUAAGUAAAUAAGCAUUGAAAGAUCUUUUAAAGUUUUAUUCAGUUUGCUUCCCAUUUCAUUGAUAUGUGCAGGAGAUCCAUUAAGCACCGGCAGAACAUGUUUCUGCCUUUUUACUAUGCUUGAGAUUCCCCCACCUCCCAUGGUAAACAGAUUUCAGUUCACAGAUAUAAUUGAAUUAAAACUUUGAAGCCAA
Molecule: messenger RNA, 2222 nt
Organism: Anolis sagrei ordinatus
Lineage: Eukaryota; Metazoa; Chordata; Lepidosauria; Squamata; Anolidae
Gene: HNRNPA3
Product: heterogeneous nuclear ribonucleoprotein A3
Biological process (GO): mRNA splicing, via spliceosome
Cellular component (GO): catalytic step 2 spliceosome
Molecular function (GO): mRNA 3'-UTR binding
Source: RefSeq, a predicted model, not a curated record